Molecule: messenger RNA, 2760 nt
Organism: Candida dubliniensis CD36
Lineage: Eukaryota; Fungi; Ascomycota; Pichiomycetes; Serinales; Debaryomycetaceae
Product: tetratricopeptide repeat-containing protein
Exons: 1
Coding region: 1-2760 (919 amino acids)
Molecular function (GO): protein binding
Source: RefSeq, a predicted model, not a curated record
AUGGAUUGUUUGAGGAAAUAUUUAUCGCAACUAUUGUUGCUAGUACCUCCAGAGAGUUUUAAAAUUGAAUCCAAUGAAAGAAUUGGGUACUCAAUUCUUAGUAUUCUAGAGGGGAAAUCAGAGCAUUUAUUUGAAGUAAGUGAUUUCAAAGAAAUAUUACAUUUGCCACAAUUACAAAUCAUUUUACAGAAAUACCCAUCCAACAGCUUGAUUGAGGUAUUACAUGAAUAUGUUGAUCAACUAGUAGUUUUACUGGAUAAAUAUUUUGGUGAAGAUAGUGUUGUCUGUUUGCAAAUAUUGGGUAUUGCAUAUUUGCAGUCAUUUGUGCAAGCAAAUUUUACUGGUCCACCAGUUUCGAAAACAGCACAUUCCUUGUGGUUCCCAAAUGAGAAUUCAGAAAACGUACAAGUUGAAGCUAUAAAGUUGCUCAGCAUCGAAGGACAGCAAGCAUAUGACUUAAUGCAAGAACCUCUCUUUUUAGUGAUGUCCGAAUUGAUUUUUGAAAGAUUGUUGCAUACACCUCCUCAAUUAUCCAUUUUUAACAAGUCAAUCACCAGUGAUUCAAGCAAACUUUUGAAUUUUGUUACCCAAGCUUCAAAAGCCAAAGACCCAAUUAAUGCUUCUCUUUGUUGGUGGAGAGUCAGAGGAUUGCAAGUACAUUUAUCAGUGGUAUCGGAACCACCAAGCAUCAUACUGUCAGUUUGUGGAAUAAUGCUUAACUCUUUGUUAGUGAAUGCAAUUGCACCACCAGAAAUUCCCGAGUUGCAAAAGUUGGUUCAAGUUCAGUUUCUUUUGGAAGUUUCAAGAAUCCAUAUUCAUUCGUCAACAGAACAUGCUGCCAUCUCACCAUUAAUCCAAGCCAAAAAAUUAUCUGAAUUCCAAUUAUUACUAUCUGGAGCAAAGGCAAAGAGAACAAAGUUUCAGAAUUUUUUCACUUCCAACUUGAUUGUGCUAGCAAAAAGUAGUCAAAAUACUCUCUAUGAAGUCGACACUUCAACGCCAGAGAGCUUUGAGUUGGAUUCCGAUUUGUUAUUAGAAAAACCACAAUACGAAUCUUUAGAAGAUCUUGAAAUUGAGAUUGAACAAGAUAGUAAAAGGAUAAGAUACGAUUCUUUUUUAUUACAGCAAAAUACUGCUGAUGAAAAAUUGCUUCCGUUAGCUAUGAAACAGGAAGAUAUUCCACCAGAUUUAAAAGAUCUUGAUCCAAAUAACCAGCCAGCUUUGAAUAACCUUGAUAACUUGCAGUUAUUAUUAAGACUAACUGUUUUGAAACAAACAUCACCAGCAAGCGAUCCAUUGGUAGAGGAGGAACUUUCUGCAUUGGUUGGACGAGUUUUAUAUGCAAGUGCAGGCAAAGUGAAUUGGUCUAUUUUUUCUCGUGCCUUAUGGGAACGGUCCUUGCUUGAAACAAAUAAGGCUAGAACUAUCGAAAGAGGUAUACUUCAGAUGACUUCUUUGGUUGAGGAAAUGGGAAUUAAAAUUAAGACCAGAAUUAUACCAGAAUCUGUGCAUGAGAAUACUAGUGCCGCCACAGCACUGAGGUUGAGAUUCAUUCAUUUGCUACCUCUUUUACCGCAAUGGUCAAUGGAUGCUAAGCUUGCCGAAAAGUACAUGUCUUUGGGAGUUUUAAAAUCGGCUAUAGAGAUCUAUGAAAGAUUGCAUAUGCUGUGUGAGGCGGCAUUAUGCUACGCAGCAGUUGACAAUGAAAGAGAGGCGGAGAAGAUUAUACUCCAACGUCUUACAACCCAUCCUGAAGAUGCUAGGGCCAUCUCAAUAUUGGGUGACAUUCGACAAGAUCCUUCUUUAUGGGAAAAGGCAUGGGAAGUUGGCCAUUACGCAAAGGCAAAGGCAUCUUUGUCACACUACUAUUAUUCACCACCAAGAAAAGAUAUUGACUUGGCAAUUAAACAUAUGUUUGAUUGUCUUACAGUCAAUCCAUUGAGCUAUGAAAAUUGGUAUUUCUAUGGAUGCUGCGGUCUUGAAUCAGGUCAAUUUGAAUUGGCUUCGGAGGCGUUUACUCGAUGUGUUUCUCUUGAUGAUUCCAACUCCUAUGCAUGGUCUAACUUGGCCAGUGCCCUUUUGAAAUUGGAUAAGACCAAACCUGCGUUUAAUGCUUUGAAGAAGGCCAUUAGAAGUGGCGGAGACAGCCGUAAGUCAUGGAGAAUUUACGAAAACUAUAUGAAUGUGGCUGCAAAGCUCCAUGAAUGGAAUGACGUAUUGCAAGGGUGCCGUGAAUUGAUUGAGAUUAGAAAAACCGAAGGUGAUACAGCCAUUGAUAUCCCUGUUUUGGAAAAAUUAGUUGAAAUUCUUGUAUCCGAGGAAUUCCCUGGUGAUGGAGAGAGAUUGUCUCAUUACCAGCUGUCUUGUGUUGACUUGGUUUGCAAUGUAUUACCAAAGGUAAUAACUUCAUCAGCUCGAUGCUGGAGAAUAGUUGGUAGAGUCGAGUUAUGGAGAAAGAGGCCAUGGGCAGCUUUGGAGUGCCACGAAAAGGCAUACCGAGUGAUGGUGCAUAAUCCAGAGUUGGAAUCAAGUGAAACUGUUUGGAAUGAGAUUGUUGAUGCUUGUGAGGAUUUAGUAAGUGCUUUUGAGUCCCUUGGUGAGUUACCGGGAAAACAUGGAGCUGGUGAUUUGGUCUGUAAAGACUGGAAGUACAAGGCCAGAACUACUGUGAGAUCAUUAAUGUCUAAAGGUAAAGAUAUGUGGGAAGACUCUCCUGGUUGGGAAAGAUUACAGAAUAUGAAGAGAGAUUUAUCUAAUUAA